UUAGAGAUUGCAGUUAAACUGUGAGUAACUAACAAACGGGAGUUUUGCACCUACCUCUAAACAAGAACAGCCCUUCUCUAUCUGGACAUGAUUGGCAGUCAGAACUGCUAUUAGAGGUUUGAGGGCCUGAUACCAUCAUGAAGAUACUUACGGUUACAUUGAUGCUCCUUGUGGUUAAAGGCACCGAGGGUGCUGUCAUCCCCAAGAAUGAAUCUGAAUCGAACAAUCCCGUACAUUGGCAGCAACUUUAUUGGGACAUAUCUAACAUAGGGAAUGACUUAGCUAAUAUUGGUUUGGGCGCCUUGGCAGACACUGAGAUUGGCAGAUCAAUUAGGGCAAACCUAACCAAUAUCGAAAAACUUCUCAAUGGCUUGAUUGAAAGUUCAGUAAGCCGAGUAUCUUCAUUUGGAAAAGGGCUUUCGUGGAAUGGGGCCUCCAUCACUCACCUUGUUAUAAAUGAGACCGCUUUGAUCCACAAAAAGCUGAUGCGCACUGGUGAACAGCUACAGGAAGCAAUUGGCAACAAAACAAUUGCAGACGUUCACAAGAAACUGGAGAAGUUUCACAAAGACCUCCGACACUAUGGUCUAAACCAGACCCAAAUAACUAAAAGUGUGGAUAAGGUAUACCACGGUGUCACCCACCUAUUGGAAGAGAACCGCAACAACACCAAUCCUUACACUAGAAACAUGAUUAAACAAGUUCAAGGAGUGAGGGAUUACUUUACAAGUGUGGCUGAAAUGCUGAAGGAGGGAUUAAACAUAUUAGUGAAACUGAGUGCAGGAUCAACCACUGCAUGA
Carcharodon carcharias (great white shark) is the source of this 800-nucleotide messenger RNA. RefSeq lists its product as uncharacterized. The record is from RefSeq and is a predicted model, not a curated record. The transcript has 4 exons. Lineage: Eukaryota; Metazoa; Chordata; Chondrichthyes; Lamniformes; Lamnidae. The coding region runs from base 138 to 800 and encodes 220 amino acids.